Molecule: messenger RNA, 864 nt
Organism: Ilex paraguariensis (yerba mate)
Lineage: Eukaryota; Viridiplantae; Streptophyta; Magnoliopsida; Aquifoliales; Aquifoliaceae
Source: the annotation of a GenBank genome assembly
AUGGGUUCCUUUUCUGGAAUCUUUCAGAGACCUAUUUUUGCGGCCUCUGCCUUUGCUAUCACAUCUGUUUCUUCUGAUCUUCAUGGCAAAUUGCGGCCUUCUAAAUCAUCAGAUACUUGUUCUUCCUUGGACCAAUCCAAUCUAUCGGUUUCUGCUUUGGUACAAGAAACAACCACAUCUUGGGUGUCUCACAUAUCUGUUUCCAAGCUUGCUAAGCUGUCAUUUGUGACUAGAAUUCGAGUACCUGUUCCUAAUAUUGGCAAGACCAAUCCUAAUACAGCCUGCAGUUUUGUUCCUAAUUAUUUGUGCUCUACUGCGGUUUCUUCUCCUGUUCUGCUGAACUUGUAUCAGUCUGCAGAGUUGGCCAAAGCCCCGAAGCCAAAUGCAUAUACCCAUAGUGUUCCUAGCUCAACCUCAUCAUCUGAUGUGUUGUACAGAUGGCAUUUGCCCGAGCCAGUUGCUCUUGAUAAAUCUCCAGGUUCUGAUUGUGCAUCAGAAAAAUCUAGAACGGUGGUGGUUUUGCUUGGAUGGUUAGGCGCAAAGCAGAAGCAUCUCAAGCGGUAUUCAGAUUGGUAUACCUCAAGAGGGUUUCAUGUCAUUUCAUUUACGUUUCCUAUGACCGAGAUUCUCAGUUAUCAAGUUGGUGGCAAAGCUGAACGGGAUAUAGAAUUGCUUGUGAACCAUCUUGCUGAUUGGCUGGAAGAGGAGUAUGGAAAGAAUCUGAUCUUUCACACUUUUAGCAAUACGGGAUGGUUAACAUAUGGAGUUAUAUUGGAAAAGUUCCAGAAGCAGGAUCCUACAUUAGUGGGUAGGAUUAGGGGCUGUAUUGUAGAUUCUGCUCCUGUAGCAGCCCCUGAUGCACAG